ACUUCUAAGCAUUGUAAACAAUCGUCUUUUGGCUUAGCCAAGAGCUAAGGUUACAUCACGAUUAUAUUAUUUACAGAUCUGUGCAUUUGCGCAGGCUUUCGACAGUUCAAUCGAUUCAUUUUGUGGCUGAAGAGUAAAAAAAAAAUGGCGAUGGACGGUGGCAUGUCCACGUCUCCAUCAGGACUAUCGUAUCACAAUGUUGGGGACUUUUACCCCAGAAAAUUCGGUUCCAAGCCGGACGUGGUGCCGUCCGGGGUGACCGAGAGGAAAGUUGGUCCCCUUGAUAAACCUGACAUGGUGGCGGUGGACGUUGUCAACAUCAACGACUCAGAUAUCCCAAUCCACAGAAAAAAGCAAGAAACUGACACGUAUUUGCUGGGCACUAUACACCCAUUCCGGAAGACGCACAGAUCCUUCUUUGGGAAACUCUCUCAAGAAUUCCGCUUGGUUACUUCAGACAGACGGUCAUGGAGAAUCCUGGUGUUCGGGAUGCUGAAUGUUCUUUGUACUGGCUGCCUGCUGAUGUGGUGCAGCUCCACCAACAGUAUGGCCUUAACUGCAUUCACGUACCUCACCAUCUUCGAUCUCUUCAGUCUGAUCACCUGUUUGCUGAGCUCUUGGGUGGCAAUGAAGAAGCCUAGUCAGCUCUUCUCUUUUGGGUUUGAGCGGCUGGAAGUCCUAGCUGUGUUUUCCUCCACGGUGCUGGUGCAGCUGGGAGCUCUGUUCAUCCUGAAGGAGAGUCUGGAGAGAUUCGUGGAGCAGCCGGAGGUGCACACGGGUCGUCUGUUGGUGGGGACCUUUGUAGCGCUGUUCUUCAACCUGUUAACUCUGCUCUCUGUGAAGAACAAGCCCUUUGUCUAUGUCUCAGAAGCUGCCAGCACCAGUUGGCUCCAGGAGCAUGUCGCAGACCUGAGUCGAAGCCUGUGUGGGAUUAUCCCUGGUCUCAGCAGUGUCCUUCUGCCUCGUAUGAAUCCCUUUGUCUUAAUCAACGUGGCCGGAGCUCUCUCACUCUGCAUCACCUACAUGCUCAUUGAGAUCAAUAAUUACAAUGCCGUGGACACCGUUUCGGCGGUGGCCAUCGGCCUCAUGAUCUUUGGCACCAUGUAUCCUAUGAGUGUGUACAGCGGGAAGGUGCUCCUUCAGACCACUCCCUCCCAUGUCAUCGGUCAGCUUGACAAACUGCUCAGAGAGGUCUCCACUCUGGAUGGGGUCCUGGAGGUCCGUAACGAACACUUCUGGACGGUGGGCUUUGGCUCUCUGGCUGGCUCUGUCCAUGUUCGAAUACGCCGGGAUGCCAAUGAGCAGAUGGUGCUGGCCCAUGUGACCAACCGCCUCUUCCCCCUCGUGUCCACGCUGACGGUUCAGAUUUUCAAGGAUGACUGGAUCCGGCCUUCCCUCAUGGCCGGAGUGCUCCCAGCCGGCACACUCAGUCCCUCUGACCACGGGGGCCUGUCUAGCUUUGUCCCCCCUUCCCCCAAAUCCUCUGAGGACAUGGACCGGCUCACCUCCACCCCAUCCAAACUCAGCAGCCCACCGCCAGAGUUCUCCUUCAACACCCCAGGGAGGCAUGUCCAGCCCAUGGUGCUUCCCAGCACCCAGCCCCAGAGGCCCUACAGCAUGGGCCUCAACUACGGAGCCUCCCCCUACACCAACAUGCUCAAUCAAAACCUAGCCCGGCCAGGGAGUGAGCUGGGGAUGGGUAUGAACCUGGGAAUGGGUGUAGGGAUGCCUUCAUCACAACAAGGUUUCAGAACUGCCUUAGGCGCAGCGCCACAGCGAUUUGGAAUCAACCCUCUCCCAUCACAGUACAGCCAGUACAGACCCUGAUGUUUAGAACAAAAGGUAUAGAAGUGGGAUAUUCAGAGAGAGAAUAUAUUAUGGUAUUUAUUUUGAUGGGACCAGGACAUACAUUCUGACCUUUGGUGGAUUUUCUAUAUUUUUUUGUACUAUUCUUCAAAAAGCAAAUGAGUUUGAAAUUAACUGUAGGCAUGUGUUCUGUAUAUGAUAUGCCAGUUAACAUUUUUCUUCUGAUUGAGAAUCGUGGAAGAGCUCUAUGGCUUUUGUGUGCUUUAAACCAUUCAUUGACUUUCGUACUCAUAGGACUUGAAUGUUUGAUUACAUUAACUAUUAUUCCCUUGGUAAAUGGUCAUCAAAAGAUGGUCAGCUCAGCCGUUCCUACCUGCAGUAAUAUUUGUAGGUAGAAAACGGUGAACUAAUGCAGGGUCAAUACAUAAUGGGGUAAUUAGACUUAUGUUUUGCCCCAUAACUGCUGCAUUAAAGGCAUCACUUUGUUAAACUAAUGUUUCUUAAUGCCAACCUCAUUGUGAAGGAGCGAUCUGUAUGUAUUUUCACCUUUAAUGGAAAACAAAAACUGUAAUUUUCCGUUUCAGUAUAGUCUGCAAUAAAUUAAAUGCAAAUGUA
Messenger RNA from Oncorhynchus gorbuscha (pink salmon), 2421 nucleotides. RefSeq names its product zinc transporter 6-like. Gene Ontology annotation, biological process: transmembrane transport; monoatomic cation transport. The transcript has 15 exons. The record is from RefSeq and is a predicted model, not a curated record. Gene Ontology annotation, molecular function: monoatomic cation transmembrane transporter activity. Gene Ontology annotation, cellular component: membrane. Bases 145 to 1827 code for a protein of 560 amino acids. NCBI's taxonomy places the organism in Eukaryota, Metazoa, Chordata, Actinopteri, Salmoniformes, Salmonidae.